AUCUUCGGUCUGUCUAUGACUGCAGGUUUGUUUGGAGGGGUCGUAAGAGCCGCUAAUCCAAGUAGUAACGAUCGUACCAAUUCAGGUAGCUUGGGACCCUGGGAAUCGAAGAACGGUCCGACCUUAGCCGAUCUCCGGUCCCUCUCGAGAUCGUCACCAUAA
Bipolaris victoriae FI3 is the source of this 162-nucleotide messenger RNA. RefSeq lists its product as hypothetical. The transcript has a single exon. The annotation marks the transcript as partial. NCBI's taxonomy places the organism in Eukaryota, Fungi, Ascomycota, Dothideomycetes, Pleosporales, Pleosporaceae. The record is from RefSeq and is a predicted model, not a curated record.